This is a messenger RNA of Ananas comosus (pineapple), 1662 nucleotides long. Its product is annotated as acetyl-CoA acetyltransferase, cytosolic 1-like. Gene Ontology annotation, molecular function: acetyl-CoA C-acetyltransferase activity. The transcript is spliced from 15 exons. The record is from RefSeq and is a predicted model, not a curated record. Gene Ontology annotation, biological process: fatty acid beta-oxidation. Bases 143 to 1360 code for a protein of 405 amino acids. NCBI's taxonomy places the organism in Eukaryota, Viridiplantae, Streptophyta, Magnoliopsida, Poales, Bromeliaceae.
GAUAGAUGAUAGAGUCAAUGUGCUUAUUUUGCUAUAUAGUCCUCCACAAUUUGCGUCUUCUCCGUUCGCACUCCCUCCGCCUCUCUCCCCACUCCAUCUCCAAUCCGAGAUCCGAAUCCAAAGGUUAUAGUUGAAUUUAGUGAUGGGUUCGACUGCGGCCGAGGACCAGAUUAAGCCUAGAGAUGUAUGUGUUGUUGGGGUUGCACGUACUCCUAUGGGCGGCUUCCUGGGUGCCUUAUCACCCUUGGCUGCUACAAAACUCGGAUCAAUAGCUAUUAAAGCCGCACUUCAAAGAGCCAAUGUUGAUCCAGCACUCGUACAAGAGGUUUAUUUCGGCAACGUGUUGAGUGCCAAUUUGGGGCAGGCUCCUGCUAGACAAGCUGCUUUAGGUGCUGGAAUACCGAAUACUGUGGUCUGCUCUGCGAUCAACAAAGUUUGUGCAUCUGGAAUGAAAGCUACAAUUCUUGCUGCACAAAGUAUCCAAUUGGGAAUCAAUGAUGUUGUCGUGGCUGGUGGAAUGGAGAGCAUGUCAAAUGCCCCUAAAUAUAUUGCUGAAGCAAGGAAAGGAUCUCGAUUUGGGCAUGACACUCUCGUUGAUGGGAUGCUUAAGGAUGGUCUUUGGGAUGUAUACAAUGAUUUUGCUAUGGGAAUGUGUGCUGAACUUUGUGCAGAUAAUCAUUCUAUUACAAGGGAAGAGCAGGAUUCUUAUGCCAUUCAAAGCAACGAGCGUGGAAUAGCUGCUCGGGAUAGUGGUGCUUUUGCUUGGGAAAUAGCUCCUGUUGAAGUUUCUGCUGGUAGAGGGAAACCAUCAGUAAUUGUUGAUAAGGAUGAAAGCCUAGAAAAGUUUGACCCUGCGAAACUGAGGAAGCUCCGUCCGAGUUUUAAGGAGAAUGGUGGUACUGUUACAGCUGGAAAUGCCUCUAGUAUAAGUGAUGGUGCUGCUGCAUUGGUGCUGGUGAGUGGACAAAAGGCUCUAGAACUAGGAUUGCAAGUGAUUGCAAAGAUAACGGGAUACGCUGAUGCCGCUCAGGCGCCCGAGCUCUUUACAACAGCUCCAGCUCUUGCUGUACCAAAAGCUAUUGCACAUGCUGGCUUAAGUGCUUCUCAAGUCGACUAUUACGAAAUAAAUGAAGCUUUCUCUGUUGUGGCCCUUGCAAAUCAGAAGCUUCUUGGGAUUCCUUCUGAAAAGAUUAAUGUGCAUGGUGGAGCCGUAUCUUUAGGACACCCUCUUGGUUGCAGUGGAGCUCGCAUUCUGGUCACCCUUCUAGGGGUCCUCAAACAGAAGGCCGGCAAAAUUGGAGUCGCCGGAGUUUGCAAUGGUGGCGGCGGAGCAUCUGCGCUUGUUGUCGAGCUCGUGUAAACAUUUUCUAUUUGGUCUGGUGCGGGAACGGGAAUUCAGCGCUCGUCGGUAUGACGAAGUCUCCGUUUUUCUCUCUUCCUCCCUCUCUCUUUACGGAGUAAUAAAGCUAAGUUAUGUAGUUCUUCGUAGCUAAUCGUUUCUUUCUCUUUAUGUAGUAAUAAAUCUAAGUUAUGUAGUUCUUCGAUAGUUAAUCGUCGAUCGCCGACUUUUUGAAAUGUUAGUUGUUUAUUUUGGAGAAUCUAAGAAAUCAAAGGAGUGCGCAACUUCAAUGGGGAGCUCCUCAACGAGUCUUUGUUGAUACA